Molecule: messenger RNA, 345 nt
Organism: Homarus americanus (American lobster)
Lineage: Eukaryota; Metazoa; Arthropoda; Malacostraca; Decapoda; Nephropidae
Product: glycine-rich cell wall structural protein-like
Exons: 1
Coding region: 1-345 (114 amino acids)
Source: RefSeq, a predicted model, not a curated record
AUGGUGGUGGUGGUGAUGGUGGCACUAGUUGAAGGAGGACCACGACCAACAUUCUACAAAGGAGGUGGUGGAUAUGGUGGCGGCUAUGGUGAUGAUGGCGGCUAUGGUGAUGAUGGCGGCUAUGGUGGUGGCGGCUAUGGCAAGGGACAUGGUAAAGGAUAUGGUAAAGGAUCUGGAAAAGGGCAUUGUGACUGCGGCCAUGGCAGCUACGGUGGUGGAGGCUAUGGUGGUGGACAUGGUGGCUAUGGCGGUGGCGGCUACGACAGCGGCUAUGGAGGUGGUGGAUAUGGUGACAGCGGCUAUGGCGGUGGUGGAUAUGGUGACAGUGGUAAGAAUCUCGACUAG